Molecule: messenger RNA, 1604 nt
Organism: Anopheles cruzii
Lineage: Eukaryota; Metazoa; Arthropoda; Insecta; Diptera; Culicidae
Product: transmembrane protein 68-like
Exons: 6
Coding region: 483-1469 (328 amino acids)
Cellular component (GO): membrane
Molecular function (GO): acyltransferase activity
Source: RefSeq, a predicted model, not a curated record
GAUUGCAAAGCCGGCCUAACAAAGAGGGAUAUACAAAACACAAAGUAGAUCAUUGAAAGUCAUUGUGUCUCAGAAAGUACGACACAAUGCCCGUCGCACUGGCUGACAGAAAGUCAAUGAAUCAUAAACGCCCCGUGCACGAUCAUCGGUAGAAAGGAAAUCGCAAGCAGUAAAACAUCACCAUACGGUCAUUACACGGAUCGAAUAAAGCUGGUAAGAGUUGAUCUCAAUCGAACCGACGGCACAACCAGGUUUCCCGAGAACCGCGAACGCUCAUCACAUUCCAGUCGCGGCAAAGCGUGACCCCAAAUGCACAACCGCCACAAACGCAGACGGUCAGUGCGAUUCGCCAUUACCGCCUACUCGAUCCUUGACCUCCGCAAACCGUCUAAAAGGUCCCACGAUUAAGCCCGACAACGGAAUAGGAGAACCGGUGAGGUAGACUUCCGCAAGAAUUGACCGCCGAAGGCAAGCGUCCCACGAUGAGUGCGACCGACGAUUUGCUUGUGUUGAGUAGUGAGACUGUUAAAAAUUCCACCUUUUUUGCAUAUAUCGAACAAUACAUUGACUUGGACUAUUCCAUCUGGCUGUACCGGUUGCUGACGCCAAUAUUGGUUACAUUCCUGCUGCCUUGCGUCUUCGUCCUGCUCAUUUACUGUACCAUAUCUUUUCUGUACAUCUACAAGUUGCACAGUCGCUUCAUAUUGCAGGUGUACAAUGAGGGCGACUUCGAUUUUUGGGACGUGGCCCGUACGCUUAUUGCCGUCGUUUGGGACGCUCACGGUUGGAUAUUUCAUGGAUACGAGGUUUGCGGGGUAGAACACCUUCCCGAGUCUGGACCGGCCCUUAUUAUCUACUAUCACGGCGCCAUCCCGAUCGAUAUGUACUACUUCACCGCACGCGUCUACCUCAAGCGCCAUCGGCUGAUCUACACCGUAGGCGAUCGGUUUCUGAACAGUGUGCCCGGCUGGAAACUUCUAGCGCGUGUCAUGAAAAUCAGCCCAGGAACGGUGCAGUCGUGUGCGAGUGUCCUGCGUGAAGGUAACAUGCUCUCGAUUGCACCGGGUGGCGUUUACGAGGCGCAGUUCGGUGACAGCAAUUACGAGCUGCUCUGGAGGCAUCGGGUUGGCUUCGCCAAGGUGGCAAUGGAGUCAAAAGCGCCUAUCAUUCCGAUGUUCACGGAAAACCUGCGCGAAGGCUUUCGCUCCGUCGGACUGGCCAAACCACUGUUCAUCCGGCUAUACAACGCCGUCCGGUUUCCAGUGCGCCCGAUUUACGGUGGAUUUCCGGUCAAGUUUCGCACCCAUUUGGGGCCCCCGAUCCCUUACGAUCCGUCGCUAACGGUCGAAGAGCUACAGGAGAAGGUGGCGUACGCGAUCGAAGAGCUGAUCAACCGUCAUCAGAGAAUACCGGGUAGCAUAUUCCACGGGCUGCUCGAUCGGUUCCUCAGCAAGAGAAAACGUCAGUGAACCAGGGUUCCUUCUGAAGGCAUUUCCAUUUCCUUACGCUUCAAGCUGAGCUAGUUUGUUCCACAAAGACACGGCGUUAAACGAAAGUAUCGUUGUCGCAAGCUGAAAACGAUAGCAAACAAGAUGUAUUUAAUA